AUUCCUCAAAACUGCUAUAAAAUAGCUCACGGGCUCAAUAUAAACCUGUGCUGAGAUCACUGGAGCCUUUAAAAACCUGUACAGUGCAACCUUUGGAUUCCCAGACAGCACUUUUUCAGACAAUCAUUGCCUUGGCUCGGACAGAAGAAACUGAGGGGGGAAAAAAAUGAGACCGAACUUUGGCAUCCAGUUCCUCCUUCUUGUGUUGAUCUGCGUCUGUGGGGUCUACAGUACCAAUGUCACCAUUCUGUCUAAUCCCCCAACAAACGGAGGGUUGGUUCAGACGAACCCGGAUCAGACCGUGACUCUGACCUGCGCAGUCAUCGACUCUGCUGCGCCAGAAGAACUGCAGUGGUUCCGAAACGGACAGCAAGUGAGCCUCAAAGACGGAAACCGCGUAAACACCAGCCAUGUGUGCGUGGACCCAGUGUCCAGAGACGACAACGCCGUCACCUUCACCUGCCAGCUGAAAUCUAACGCUGACGUGAAUGCCUCCAUCCAGCUACAGGUUCAGUAUCCGCCAACGCUAGGACUGGAUGUGGAAAUGUUAGUAGAGGAGAAAAGCGAUGCCGCUCUGUCCUGUGACGUUCGUGCUUAUCCUCCGGUCAGUGUGGUCUGGAAGAAGGACAAUAAUCUUCUAGAUCUUUCUUCCAGCAGCUACAAGACCAGCAACAACGGUUUUACGGCGACGCUUCACAUUACAAACAUUAAACGCCACGCGCACCAGAGUGUGUACACCUGUGAGGCCAACUCAAACAUCUACGGCGUCAGCAAACGGAGCUUCAGUGUCACUGUUGUAGACCAGGUGAUGAAGUUCCCUCUCUGGCCUACAGUAGCCGGUGUGGUGGUCAUCCUCUUAACGAUCCUGCUGGCUGUCGUUUCCCGAUGGCAGAAGAUCAUGAAGUGCUUUAAGAAAGACUGACGUUUCUGUCAAAUGGGCCAUCACGUGCGGCUCGUUACGGCCAAAUCCACUGCACUGACAAUCACAGAGAGAAAACAGGAACCCAACACUUCUUCUUCUUCUAUAAAGAGAGUUCAGCUUAAUUAAAGAUGUUAAAACACC
Hemibagrus wyckioides is the source of this 1063-nucleotide messenger RNA. It is a transcript of the gene tmigd1, whose product is annotated as transmembrane and immunoglobulin domain containing 1. The record is from RefSeq and is a predicted model, not a curated record. Lineage: Eukaryota; Metazoa; Chordata; Actinopteri; Siluriformes; Bagridae. The transcript is spliced from 6 exons. The coding region runs from base 167 to 922 and encodes 251 amino acids.